Symbiodinium sp. CCMP2592 is the source of this 2397-nucleotide messenger RNA. The record is from the annotation of a GenBank genome assembly. NCBI's taxonomy places the organism in Eukaryota, Dinophyceae, Suessiales, Symbiodiniaceae.
AUGAGUUUUGGCGCCAUGGAGGAUCGGUCAACUUUUGCGGCCUAUGCGAAGGCACAGCUGCAGCUGGUGGCCCGGAGCUUGAGUUGCUCUUUCGACUCACAGCUCUCCCAACAGCUGCUCGAGCUUGGCGACCGGCUUGCUUCCUACAGCAAGGAUUCUUCUGGUGAGAUCGUGAAGGAAAACUCGCCCAUCAAGGCAUUGGCAUUCACCCUCUCGGACCCCUCUGGUUCCACUGGCGAUGUUUCUCCUCGCCGAAGGUUUCAGGAGGAUGGCGAGUGGACCAUUGAGCAGUGGAAGGCGGAUGAUGCUUUGGAGCCCACGGAGUUGCAUCCAUCCGUGGGUGGGGGCUCUCCGUCCGACGGCUCCGAGAGCUACUGCCUCGGUGACGUGGGAGAUGCCACUCCAAAGGGUGAGAUGUCCGCCAGUCUUCUGUUCGGCCUGGCAGAAGAGGGGCCGCUUCCGGAUGUGGACCCCUGGGCGAGGCAGACCUCAGCGAUGUCGGCAGAGUCGGCUGUGGUUACGACGCCUUCGCAAUCGCUCAAGAAGCCGGCGCAGGAUGUUGCACUGCAUUCUUUCUGGCAAGAAGCCAUCGACUGUCCGAAGCUGAAGCGCCGAUCUGCCAAGAACCUCGCCAGACGCCCCUCGAGGUUCACCAUCCGUUCCGGCCAGGAGGUGAUGAGCAACAGUUGCUUGCAGAAGCUGGUAUCAAGGCCAAGCAGCUUGCAAUGCCUUAUUUGGGACGUCGUUUGCUCCGUGACCAUCGUCCAUGACACCAUCAUGAUUCCUCUCCUGACUGCUUUCCCGCUGCGGUCAGAAGGUGUUGUGGAGUCGUUGGAGCUGACGAGCUGCAUCGUGUGGAUCAUUGACAUUGUGGUUACCUUCCUCCGUGGGUUUAUCAACCCACGCACAGGUUUUGUGGAGAUGCGCCUGAAACAGAUUACAGUGAACUACCUCACCGGCUGGUUUGUGCCGGAUUUGGCCAUGCUCUCCUCUGACAUUAUGUCCCUGUUUGCGCUCGACCUCCGCACCGUGGAGACUUUGACGUUGCUGCGCUUGUUUCGGAACCUCCGGCUGUUUCGACUGUUAAAAAUGGCUGGGCGGCUGUCCUUGAUCAAAGAACUUGUGCUGGGAUUGAACAUGGGACUGGAGUGGACCUCACUCUAUGUGGAGACCUUCCUCACCGUUUUGAAGCACGUUUCCAUCAUCGCUCUGCUUUGCCACUUCACGGCUUGCGCCUGGUACGCCUUGGGCGACCUCUCCUCGGACGAGAUGACCUGGAUAGCCACCUACAGGGAAAAGCUGAACCUUCCAGAGGAAACGGGCUGGUCCUUCUUCUACGCCCUCUCCCUCCAUUGGGCACUCACCCAGUUUACGCCUGCGGCCAUGGAUGUUGUGGCCGUCAACACCCCGGAACGACUUUUCUCACUCUUUGCGACACUCUCCGGCCUCAUCAUGUUUAGCUUCUUUAUUGGCUCCAUCAACCAGUCUCUCGCACGGUUCAGCACGCUGACCGCGCAGGAGGUGCGCACGAGCCAGAUGGUGAGACGAUAUGUGACUGAGAAGCGAGUGUCGGUGGAGCUCUCGGCAGACAUCCUCCGCUGCAUCCGUCAGCGUGGUAUUGGCAGGGAGACCAGCAAAGUGGUCUUCGGCGACAUCCCUGCUCUGAAGCACUUACCGGACAAGGUGCGGUCUGCGCUGAAGCAGGAGGUGGGGAUGCCAAUACUGGAAACCCAUGGCAUGAUCAGACAUGCCGCUUUAAUCAACUAUGGCGAUGUGGCCCCACUCUGUGCGAAUGCUCUUCAGGAGCUGAGUGUCGUCUAUCGGGAGGAGCUUUUCCAAGCCGGCGCCAAAGGUGAGCUGAUGUACUUUGUCCGGGAUGGCAAACUCCACUACAGCUGGGAUGAGACACCUCAUCUGGUCGAGGAUAUCCUGCCUGGCAUGCGAGUUAGCGAAGCAGUGCUCUGGUUGAAUUGGGAGUACCGCGGUCGCCUAGGCUGCGGUUCGCAGAGUGCGCACAUUUUUCAGCUUGAUGGCGAUGGCUUCCGGAAGGUGAUUGCGCGGAGCACCCACAUGGAUCUCUUCGCCCUCUAUGCUCGGCUCUUUCUGAAAAUGAUUGCCGACUGUUACAACUGCAUAGAGGAAGAAGCCACGGAUCUCUUCGGCGACGAUGAGCAGGUCAGCAAGAUGUUACGUCUUUCCAGCUUAAUGACUGCUGGGAAUGAUUCGGUGGACAUUCGCGCCGUCUUCCUGGCCUGGAAGGGGGAGGCAGCAGCUGCACAGCUCCCUUUGCGGCAGGUUCGGCGGACGCUUCUCUGCGUUCCUCGUUUGGCACGCACGCUGUUUCGUUUCCGGCGCCAGUCUUCGCCAUCGUCGCACAACGGCGACGACGAUGUGUAG